AUGGGCGGAGUACCCAUAGAGCUGAAACAAAACAUCAAAUUACUAGGAUUGACCAUAGACAACAAACUCACAUUUAACACUCAUAUUAGUCUCACCUGUAAAAAGGCAAUAAACAUCUAUAAAAAGUUAGCAAAAGCAGCCAAAGUCAGUUGGGGACUACACCCGGAGGUAAUUAGAACAAUAUAUACGGCAGCAAUAGAACCCAUCAUCCUGUAUGCAGCAAGCGCGUGGGCGCCAUCGGCGAACAAGCUGGGGGCGAGGAAACAGUUUGGUACAGUGCAAAGAGGUUUCGCGCAGAAGAUAUGUAGGGCCUACCGCACGGUCUCCCUGGACUCGGCGCUGGUGCUGGCUGGGAUGCUCCCUCUUGACCUUCGUAUCAGUGAGGCUGCCUCGCUAUACGAGGCCAAGAAGGGGGUAUCACAGUCAGUACUGGGAGACAGGGAGAUUGAGCGGAUGACCCCGUACACGGAAAUGCCGCACCCCGCGAAGCUCAUAAGUAUGAAGUUCGACCACCUGGUAGACGUAAAUCAAUACAAUGCAAUAGAUUUAAAUACAACUAGGAUAUUCACAGACGGGAGUAAAAUAGAAGGCAAAGUAGGAGCGGCCAUAAGCAUAUGGACCGGACAAGUAGAGAUUAAAAACAUUAAAUUAGCGUUACCAACUUAUGCAACCGUCUACCAGGCCGAACUCCUUGCUCUGAGGCGAGCGGCAAGCGAGGUCAACAAAAGCAAGGCGGUCACGUUCGGCAUCUUCUCCGACUCGAUGGCGGCACUCAUGACAGCCACAAAUCCUACAUCCCCCCACCCGUUAAGUCUAGAGUUCCGAAAGGAAAUAAGCGAAAGCAUGUCGAAGGGUAAAACAAUAAACAUAUACUGGAUCAAAGCACAUGUAGGAUUUGAAGGGAAUGAGCGCGCUGAUAUCUUAGCCAAGGAAGCUGCCAUUGGAUCGAAAAGGAGGCCGGACUACGACUUGUGUCCCGUCUCAUUCGUCAAGCGAGCGAUCAGAGACCGCACGAUUGGCGAGUGGGACGAAAGGUACAGGUCAGGCACAACCGCCACAGUCACCAAACUUUUUUACCCGAAUGUCGUCGAAGCAUACAGGAAGGUGAGAAAAACCGCACCCACAGCCCUCGUGACCCAGCUGAUGACGGGGCAUGGAGGGUUCUCAGCAUAUUUGGCUCGCUUCAAGUGUAAAGAGGACCCUUCGUGUACUUGUGAGCCAGGAACCGAAGAAACUGUAACCCAUAUAGUAGCCGAAUGCCCAAUUUUUGCAAAACUCCGGAGCGACACAGAACUCCAGUUGGGAGAGGCCAUCAGCCCUUCCAAUUUCCACAAACUUAUUACCGGGGAAAACAGCGACGUUUUCCUAGACUAUUGCAAGAAAAUAGUGCGAAUAGUUAACGAAAAGAAUGUUAACAAAUAA
Molecule: messenger RNA, 1422 nt
Organism: Danaus plexippus (monarch butterfly)
Lineage: Eukaryota; Metazoa; Arthropoda; Insecta; Lepidoptera; Nymphalidae
Exons: 1
Coding region: 1-1422 (473 amino acids)
Biological process (GO): DNA replication, removal of RNA primer
Molecular function (GO): RNA-DNA hybrid ribonuclease activity; nucleic acid binding
Source: RefSeq, a predicted model, not a curated record